This is a messenger RNA of Megalops cyprinoides (Indo-Pacific tarpon), 1121 nucleotides long. It is a transcript of the gene wdr83, whose product is annotated as WD repeat domain containing 83. The transcript has 10 exons. Gene Ontology annotation, molecular function: protein binding. NCBI's taxonomy places the organism in Eukaryota, Metazoa, Chordata, Actinopteri, Elopiformes, Megalopidae. The coding region runs from base 103 to 1056 and encodes 317 amino acids. Gene Ontology annotation, biological process: mRNA splicing, via spliceosome. Gene Ontology annotation, cellular component: catalytic step 2 spliceosome. The record is from RefSeq and is a predicted model, not a curated record.
AAUUAAAUCAGGUUACAUUAAAUUUCUGUAGUUCGGCAAUGUAUCCUCCAAACAGUAUUCUCAGAUAGCAGAUAUUGAGCGGAUUGAGGUGGAGUAAGGACCAUGGCAUUCCCUCAGCCCAAACCCCAGACGCCCCAGUUUCCCCAGCACCUUCUCAGAACCGUGGACUGUAAACAGGGCGCCAUCAGAGCAGUGCGCUUCAACGCGGAUGGUAACUACCUGAUGUCCUGUGGCAGUGACAAGUCUCUCAAAUUGUGGAGUGUUAGCCGGGGAAUUCUACUGAAGACCUACACUGGGCAUGGGUACGAGGUGCUGGACGUGGACGGUUCCUAUGACAAUAGUCAGCUGUGCUCGUGCAGUUCUGACAAGACUGUGAUCCUGUGGGAUGUGGCGACGGGACAGGUGGUCCGCAAGCUGAGGGGACACGCUGGGAAAGUGAACUGUGUGCAGUUCAAUGAAGAGGCUACAGUCAUGAUGUCGGGCUCAAUAGACGGUACAGUGAGGUGCUGGGACACACGGUCCCGGAGGCCUGAUCCGAUCCAGAUUCUAGACGAGGCCCGUGACGGCGUGAGCAGCGUGAAGGUGUCCGAACAUGAGCUGCUCACUGGGUCGGUGGAUGGCAGAGUGAGACGUUAUGACUUGCGAAUGGGUCAGCUGCACGUAGACUUCAUCAACAGCCCCAUCACCUGUGUGUGUUUCAGUCGGGACGGUCAGUGCACUCUGAGCUCCAGUCUGGACUCGGCGGUCCGUCUGCUAGACAAGAGCACCGGAGAGCUGCUUGGAGAGUACACUGGUCACAAGAACAACGUCUAUAAGCUGGACUGCUGCCUAUCCAACAAAGAUACCCAUGUGUUGAGUUGCUCCGAGGAUGGCCAUGUCUACUUCUGGGACCUGGUGGAGGGCUCCCUGUCACUCAAGCUGUCAGUAGGGAAGGCAGUGGUUCAGUCUCUCUCCUUUCAUCCCACGGAGCCCCGCCUUCUCACUUCCAUGGAAGGGUCUGUCCAGGUGUGGGGAGCAGAACCUGAGGAGGAAGGGAAGGAGGAGGAGUCCAUUUAGGACCACGGGGCAAUGGCAGAUGUUUCAGAUGUGGACAUCUGAUCAAAGUGGAAUGAAGCUGAUCA